Molecule: messenger RNA, 2508 nt
Organism: Nothobranchius furzeri (turquoise killifish)
Lineage: Eukaryota; Metazoa; Chordata; Actinopteri; Cyprinodontiformes; Nothobranchiidae
Gene: th
Product: tyrosine hydroxylase
Biological process (GO): dopamine biosynthetic process from tyrosine
Cellular component (GO): perikaryon; axon; cytoplasm
Molecular function (GO): iron ion binding; tyrosine 3-monooxygenase activity
Source: RefSeq, a predicted model, not a curated record
GUCAAAAGCUUCGUGAAAAUGCUUUGAAUUCAAUUUGUGUUGUCCUAUUGGCUCAUAAAUAUUUUAUAUGGACGGUUAAAAGUUGAGUCUGGUAGAUGCACGCGCCGAUUGAUUGGAGUGAGAUUAGCGUGUUUGACGUCAGAAACUGCAAACAAAUGAUCCUAUAAAAAGAGAAAACUUGUCUGGGAAAAAAAGGAGAAAAAACUGAGCGCCGGCUGGGGAGGUUAGCGAGCCCCACAAACACGCAGGCACUCUUGUUGCACGCAGUCAGCACAGAACACAGUCGUGAAGAUGCCUCUGUCAAGCAGCUCCACGUCCUCCACAAAGAGCAUCCGCAGAGCAGCAUCCGAGCUGGAGAGGUCGGACUCCAUCACGUCUCCAAGAUUCGUUGGCAGACGCCAGAGUUUGAUCGAAGACGCGCGGAAGGAGAGGGAAGCUGCUGCGGCGGAGGCUGCCGAAGCCAGCGAGCAGAUCGUGUUUGAGGAGGAGGAUGGAAAAGCGCUUCUCAACAUCUUCUUCACCCUGAGGAGCUCCAAGACUCCCGCUGCGCUGUCACGGACACUCAAAGUGUUUGAGACAUUUGAAGCCCACAUUCAUCACUUGGAGACGCGACCGUGCCGAAAGCUGAAGGACAGCCUUGAGGGCCUGGAGUACUUUGUUCGCUGUGAACUUCACCUCUCAGACGUCAGCACUCUGGUCAGCUCCAUCAAGAGGAAUGCAGAGGAUGUCAAAACCACCAAAGAAGUUAAAUUUCAUUGGUUCCCAAAGAAAAUAGCGGAUCUGGACCGAUGUCAUCAUCUGGUCACAAAAUUUGAUCCAGACUUAGAUCAAGACCAUCCUGGCUACAGAGACACUGUCUACAGACAGAGAAGGAAAAUGAUUGGAGACAUUGCUUUCACAUACAGAUAUGGGCAGCCAAUCCCCCAAAUGGAGUACACAGAGGAUGAGAUUGACACCUGGCGACAGGUCUAUGGGACUCUGAGGGAUUUGUACACCACCCACGCCUGCAAAGAACACCUGGAGGCCUUUCGUCUGCUAGAAAGGCACUGUGGGUACAGUCCAGACAACAUUCCUCAGUUGGAAGAUGUUUCACGCUUUCUCAAAGAACGCACAGGCUUUCAGCUGCGCCCAGUGGCAGGUCUGCUCUCAGCCAGGGACUUUCUGGCCAGUCUGGCUUUCCGCGUGUUCCAGUGCACCCAGUAUAUCCGACACGCUUCAUCCCCUAUGCACUCCCCAGAACCUGACUGUGUCCAUGAGCUGCUAGGCCAUGUUCCCAUGCUGGCUGACCGAACUUUUGCCCAGUUUUCACAGAACCUUGGUCUGGCGUCACUGGGGGCAUCAGACGCAGAUAUUGAGAAAUUGUCCACGCUGUACUGGUUCACCGUUGAGUACGGCCUUUGCAAACAAAACGGAGAAGUAAAAGCUUACGGGGCUGGACUGCUUUCUUCUUAUGGAGAACUUGUGCACUGCCUUUCUGAUGAACCGGAGACUCGGGAGUUUGAUCCAGAGGCUGCAGCCAUCCAACCUUAUCAAGACCAGACGUACCAGCCCGUCUACUUCGUUUCUGAGAGUUUCUCAGACGCUAAAGAGAAAUUCAGAUCAUACGUCGCUGGCAUCAAGCGCCCCUUCUCGGUGCGGUUUGAUCCAUACACCUGCAGCGUCGAGGUCCUGGACAACCCACUAAAGAUCCAGGGAGGACUGGAGAGUGUGAAAGAUGAGAUCAAGGUGCUGACAGAUGCCCUCAGCGUUUUGUCAUGAUGAAAGCCUGGUCUACGAUCAUCCUGUCCCCUCCGCCGAGCUCUGUCGUGUCCAGCGUGUUAACAGUGUGUUGAUCUCCCUGUGCUGUCGCCAGUAUGACUCUGAAUUGUUGCUCGUCUUGUUUCUGCCCGGUUGACCCACAAUGUUGCAACCAUGAAACCUCAAAAUGCAGUGUGUGAAAAGUCUCCAAAGAUGUCCGCUUGAUGCUUUGCUGGGGUUUGGAUGCUUUUGUGAAAUGAUGUGUUGAUGCUUUUAAAGCAGAAGUGUUUCAGAUUCACGUCAGAGCCAAAAUGAAAAGGAUCUGUGAUCAUGAAUGUAUUAAAAAAUAAAGCAAAUAUGAUUAUUUUCAGAUUUUUUAAAUCAACAUAACAUUAUGAAAAAUGUAUUUAUUAUGUAUAUUUAUAUAGUUGGAUGUCCUGCCCUGUACUAAUGUGUAAUUGUGUUAUAAAAAAAAGAACACCAAAAAUAUAUGUAUUACAAUAAGUUAUUGAUAGUAAUGCGACAAAUAAUAAAAUAUUAGGGAAAUAUUUUUCUGACGGAUUUCUUGAUAUAUUUGUAAUGACAUUGGGCAUUUUCCAAUAUUAAAUAAAUUGAAAGUUCCUGUUCUGUUGCUCUGCCACAAGAGGGAGCUGUUCAGCAGGUGCUGCUUAAAACUUAUUCCUCCCUAGGGGUCACUGAUAUUUUUGUUGUUCAAGUGAAUUAGCGGUGAAGAAUAUUGCCCAAUUUCAAAAUAAAAGCAUAAAAAUAAAG